Molecule: messenger RNA, 891 nt
Organism: Phaeodactylum tricornutum CCAP 1055/1
Lineage: Eukaryota; Bacillariophyta; Bacillariophyceae; Surirellales; Neidiaceae
Exons: 1
Coding region: 1-891 (296 amino acids)
Molecular function (GO): protein binding
Source: RefSeq, a predicted model, not a curated record
AUGGCUUUGUCACUGAGUGUUCUUUGGUUAGGUUCUUGCAGUGCUCGAAUGAAUCACAGGAGUCUACCAAAGGCCAGGAACCGCGUAUCGAAACCUCCGCUUGCUCGACGAAUCUUCAAUUUACCAUCUCCAUCACGUCGAUGCGAUGGAUCUCACUGGCAGUAUCACUGUAAUGUUGAAGAGCAGGGUUGGAGGGCCAAUCGGCGCAUUCUUCCGCAACAACAACAACAUCAGCAAUGUAGAACGCUGGCCUUUGCCGAGUCACCCUUGCUCUCCUCCGAGUCCACGCUCUGGGUCUUACGGGGGAUAUCGGCAAUGGCUUCCUACGUCGGGAUUGUGGCGUACGUCGAUCGGCCGCGAGGACGAGUGGGGGUCGGCAGUCGAGAAGUAGACGUCCGGCAAUCUACCGUUCCCGGCGCUGGUCUGGGCCUCUUCGCCGCCACCGACCUGGAACGAGGUACCGUACUGGGCACGUACCCCGGUGUCGUCCUACCUUUAUCGCAAAAUUUGCCGAAACUCCGGGACUUUCCAGCCUGCGAAGGAUACAUUUGGAGAUUUUCCGACAACAAAUUCGUGAUCGAUCCCACCAACGCCGUCGGCACUCUAGAAUCUGACUGUGUGGGCGGCAAUCCGAGCAUGCCAGGAUCGUUAUGGCUCUUUACCAAUCUACUGGAAAUGUCCACCCCGACUACCCUCUGUCGGAUCAAUGAACCGCCAAUAGGACUGGACGUCAACGUAGUGACCAACGAAGAUCUCCAAGGGCGGACGGUUACCUUUGCCUUGGAACGUGACGUCGCCAAAGGCGAAGAGCUCUUUAUCGACUACGGACUUUACUACGAUCGCUCCUUGUACGGAAAGGUACCCGAAGCAGGUGAACAUUUCAGGCAGUAG